GUCUUAACGCCGACACGCCACGGCCGACAGUGACCACGUUUAAACCGCGAGCGACCGCGACCGCGUCCACACUACCAUUCCAAAAUAGGUAUAGUAAAUCAGUAUUGUUCGCUAUGUGCCGGUGACUGAGUUCGGGAUUUUGAUUGCCUUUGAAUUUGUAUAUUAUUAUAGUUUGUUUGUUAAUGUUGAUUAGUUUUAAUGGUUUUUGGCGACGUUUCCGUUCGAAUAAUAAUAACUUAACUGCAAUUUUCAAAAUAUUAUAAUACAAUAUUUUUGUUAACGUUGUGUCCCGUCAAGAGUGUUAUCUUUAUUGGCGCUCCAGGACUAUCGCAAAAAAGAAAUACAUAUUUACACAAUGCGUCCAGAUAUACCCAUCGCGUUGACGGAGAGGCGACCACCGCUUGAAACUCAACAGUCCACGGUAUGGACCAGACGACAGCAAGCAGUGUGCGUAAGGCGGGCCUACAAGAAAUAUGGUCAGAGUUCAAAUCCGCACGUUAUCCUGGACGGGCUCAACAUGACUGUACCAAAAGGCUGCAUAUACGGUUUGUUGGGAGCCAGCGGUUGUGGAAAAACUACACUGCUGAGUUGUAUAGUAGGCCGCAGAAGACUGAACGCCGGUGAAAUAUGGGUGUUAGGUGGUAAACCGGGAUCCGCGGGUAGCGGAGUACCUGGACCAAGAAUUGGAUACAUGCCACAAGAAAUAGCUCUUUAUGGUGAGUUUACCAUUAGGGAAACUAUGCAGUUUUUCGGCAUGGUGAAUGGCAUGAAACCGGAAGCUGUGGACGAGGAACUGGUAUUCCUAUUGGAAUUUUUACAGCUCCCAACGGCCAGCCGGUCUGUAAAAAAUCUAAGUGGCGGUCAGCAAAGGAGAGUGUCUUUCGCCGCAGCUCUACUGCAUAAGCCCGAGUUGCUAAUUUUGGACGAACCUACUGUUGGCGUUGACCCAGUUCUCCGACAAGGCAUAUGGGACCAUUUAGUGCACUUGGCCAAAGACGAAGGAACCACAGUAAUUAUAACGACGCAUUACAUUGACGAAACCAGACAGGCUCAUAUGAUUGGCUUGAUGAGGGGUGGUAAGUUUUUGGCUGAAGAAUCGCCCACGGCAUUGUUGCAAAAAUACAACUGUCAGUCGUUGGAAGAUGUUUUUUUGAAACUCAGCGUGAUACAGAACCGAGGUAAACGGAGACGCAGCAGCAUUUUGCAUGACAUCACGGCCGCCAUAACCGUGCCGGAAACUUCGCCCGUCCCAGCAGUGGAAGCUCUGAACUCUAUAUGUGACAAUUCGUCUGAAAUGAGCGGCGAGUUCGGUGACAGCAUCAGCCCGGUGCCUCUGAGCAAACGGAUGUCUAUCUGUUCGGGACACGCUAGAGCGAAUGCUGAACCGGAACUACCACCUGAGGUCAAUAUAAAGAUGUCAUUCUUUGAACGUUACAAAAUCUAUCAGUCCCAUCACAUGCGGGCUCUCAUAUGGAAAAACUUUUUGUGGAUGUGGAGAAACGUAGCGGUAAUGUUGUUCAUUGUUGGUUUACCCGUCGCUCAAAUCGUGCUGUUUUGUUUAUCAAUUGGCAAAGAUCCUUAUGGCUUACACUUGGCUGUCGUAAAUCACGAAACAACCAAUAAGACAUGUCCACCAACGGGUAGCUGUUAUCUAAACGAACUUAGUUGUCAGUUCUUGCAUCAGAUAGAGAAAAGGCGGCAAAUACUAGAUUUUUUCGAUGAUGAAGAAUCAGCUUUUCGAGCGGUAAAGUUGGGUAAGGCUUGGGGAGCGUUAAUGUUUACACCCAACUAUACUACAUCGCUUAGACAACGGAUAGAUCUAGGACAGGACGCUUCAGAAUGGAUACUCGACGAUAGUUGUGUUUCCAUUUGGCUCGACGAAUCGAACCAACAAAUAUCAAUGUUACUCCGGCGAGAUAUCUUAUUUGCUUUUCAAGAUUUCACGGCUACGUUAGCCGCACCUUGUAACUUCAGCUCAAGAGCAGUGGCUAUUCCCGUUAGAUUUAACCAUCCGAUUUACGGUCCUUACGUGCCUAAUUUUACGGAUUUUGCUGCUCCCGGUGUCAUACUGACGAUAAUAUUUUUCUUGGCCGUCGCCCUAACGUCCGGAGCCAUGUUGAUUGAAAGAAACGAGGGAAUUCUCGAGAGGAGUUUAGUUUCUGGCAUUACUGGAAUCGAAGUACUCUUGGGGCACGUGGUGUGUCAACUGAUGAUCAUGGUCUUCCAGUCGCUUAUGGUCAUCGCUUUCGCGCUGGUCGUGUUCGACGUCACCAACGAAGGAGACGUUUUUUGGAUUUCCACGCUGACCAUUUUGACCGGUUUGUGCGGAAUGUGCUUCGGAUUUGUGGUGUCGUGUGUGACGGACAGCGAGAGAAACGCUACUUACUUGGCCAUGGGCAGUUUCCUGCCGAUCGUCAUGCUUUGUGGAAUUAUAUGGCCGGUGGAAGGAAUGCAUGCGGCCAUGAAGACUCUCAGCUUUUUCUUGCCGCUCACACAGUCCACAGAAUCGAUGAGAUCAAUGUUGGCCAGAGGAUGGCCGAUCACCGAGCCGACAGUUUACAUUGGUUUCUGUUCCACGCUAAUAUGGAUUUCGAUAUUCUUAACUUCCAGCGUGUUGUUGAUCAAGUUCAAAAAGGGAUAGAAAUAUCGUCCAGUACCUCGUCCAGUCUCUCCGACAAGGGACACUGUAUUUAAUAUAUUAUUAAUAAUAUUAUUAUAUUUACCGCUGAACCCGCAAUGGAUUGUACACCUAACUACGACAAUAAUUCAUAGGCGAGUACAAGACGCCUAGGUACUACAGUCAAAAUCGUUUUGUUUUUAAACAGUCAUUCGCUGUACAGUUCCUUGACUCGCAGUUGACGCCAUAUUAUAUUAUUAUAUUUUUCAUCCCAAAAACGGAAUUUUGUGUCGUUUCCGUUCUGUUUCUACCGAUUUCCUUUAUUAAUUAUUUUUUUGUCAAUCAAAUCACCAGUAAGUAUAAAAUGUAACUUGUUUCGUUUAAUUAUGGAAAAUUGAACGUGCGGAAUUGUGUAUAAUAAUUAGUUACUUAUAGGUUAAUUUGAAAUUAACACUUUAAAGUAUAUUAUCGAAAUCAAAGUUUUUUUUUCUAAUUAAGACAUCGUAUUGUGGAUAAUACAUUUAAGGAUUAUAUCCGAUUAGUCGUAUAGCUUAAAUGUAUUGAUUUAUUUUUUAAUAAUAUUAUCUUCAGACUCUGUACACCGUAAACGCAUUUGAGCUGUUAGGAGAAUUAUAAUUAUUGCACAUUUUGUACAUCAUCAUUACUUACUGCGUAUAGGCAUUAUCUAUUUAUAGACUAUUUGUGUUUUAUUGUUAUUUUUAUACACAUUUUAUUAUUCAUUAUAGACGUAAGGUAUAGUUUAUGUUUUAUAUUUUUUAAAGUAUCGCCUUAGUGUUGGUAUAUGUACCAACACGAAAUACGUUGUAAUAUUAUUUUUCAUUAUUAUUAUUUUAGAAUCAAGGGUAACUUAUGCUUAUAAUUUAUGUACUACAUACUUUAUGCAACUAUGUUGCACGAUUGUUAUUGUAAUAUAUACAUUUGUAGUUUUUUUUGUGUAUAAAAUAUAAUAUAUUUAUAUGAGUAGUAAAGUAGUAAAGUAGUAAAGUAGUUUAUUAUUAUGCAACAAUAAUAAUAUAAUGUCAUAUAUUAUAGAGUUAAAUUAUUCAAACAAUAUAUUGACGUAAUAACGAAUUACUUCUUUUUUUUUGUAAACGUUAUGUAUGUAAAUUAGGUAGGUACUAAUCGUAAGUAGGC
Molecule: messenger RNA, 3772 nt
Organism: Adelges cooleyi (spruce gall adelgid)
Lineage: Eukaryota; Metazoa; Arthropoda; Insecta; Hemiptera; Adelgidae
Gene: osy
Product: ABC transporter G family member 23
Exons: 15
Coding region: 356-2641 (761 amino acids)
Cellular component (GO): membrane
Molecular function (GO): ATP binding; ATP hydrolysis activity; ABC-type transporter activity
Source: RefSeq, a predicted model, not a curated record